AGCCCCGUAUAAGCUACCGACAAGAGCUACCUUCACUGAUUCCGCGCUUCCCGCAUUGUACAAAGAAACCAAAGCAAAGGUAAUGGAAUCAAUGUGUAAAGCCAGACGUGUAGCCAUUACAAGUGACGCCUGGACUUCAGUCGCGCAACAGAGUCCUAUGUAACCAUAACAUCACAUUAUAUUAGCGAGGAUUGGAAGAUUGUAUCACAUGUGCUGCAGACGAGAGCAGUUUAUGAGAGCCACACUGGUGCUCAUAUGGCAAGGCUACUCUUGGAUGUUGUGGAGGAAUGGCAGCUUACAGAUAAAAGUGUUGUGCUGGUGACGGACAACGGCGCUAAUAUGAUUAGUGCUGCUGAAAUUGGGAAGUUCCCUCAUGUAAAAUGCUUUGCGCAUACGUUGAACCUCGCUGCACAGCGGGCGCUUAAGCUACCGGCGGUCUCCAGGCUUCUGGGCAGAGUCCGACGUAUCUCAGCAUACUUCCACCGCAGCACAAAGGCAAAGCACCUGUUUGAAGAAAACCAGAGAGUUGUUCUUAAACUGACAAGUCCACUUAAACUGAUAACAGAUGUCGCCACAAGGUGGAAUAGUGCUCAUGAUAUGAUGAAGAGGUUUUUGCAACUGCAAGCUGCAGUGCAUGCCACCCUGCUGUCGCCUGCCCUAAAUGUAGAUGAAAGUGACAUCGUCACUCUCAGCAGAGCCGAUCUGGCUAAUGUGGAGGAAGUAGUGAAGACAUUAAAACCAGUGAAGGAUGCCACUGUGUUUAUGUCAGAGGAGAGCAGUCCUACAGUCAGCCUAAUUGCACCAGUAUAUGCCCAACUCCUCCAGAGCAUGUCCGACACUAUUGGAGACCAACCACUGAUCCGUGAUGUGAAGAAUGCCAUCAAAACAGAUCUCCUUAAGAGGUACAAUAGUGAGGCAGAGAAAAAGAUCCUUCAUACAUCCUCUGCCCUGGAUCCUCGCUUUAAGGGGUUACCUUUCCUGACAGAGGAGGAGAGAUUGGAUGUCUCCGCAGGAGUGACUUCAGAGGCUGCAUCCCUGGAGGAGUAUGAGAGAAAACAGAGAACAGAAGCAGAUCAAGCGCCUGGCAGAACAGGAAGUUCAGGAACCAAGGAAGAGUUGCUGUCCGUGGAUGACAAUGUGUCAGACUCAGCAGGCCCCUCCGCUCCGCUCCCAAAAAAAGGGCCUCAUCGCUGCUUUUAAGUUUGCUGGGACCUGCUUUCAUCAAUGACACCAGUGAACCUGCAGUACAAAGUAAGACCGCCGAUGCCAGUGCUGAGGAGGAAAUGGACUUGUACUGUAGAUCCCCAGCUGUGCCUCUCUCUGAGGAUCCCUUGGACUGGUGGCAUCGCCAUAAGGGCACAUUUCCUCUCCUCUCUAGGUUAGCAAAGAGAUACUUGUGCAUCCCCGGGACAAGUGUGUCAGCAGAGAGAGUCUUCUCCACUGCAGGAGAUGUUAUCACUGGAAAAAGAAGCACUCUCAAACCGGACCAUGUUGAUCAGCUUGUGUUUUUGCACAAGAACCUUGAAAUUCCCAAAUGCUAAACAGUGAGAAGUUAUGAUGUAGGCUUAGGUUAAACUAUACAUUUCCUCACUCUGAAACGGAUUGUUGAUGAUGGUGAUGUUGAACUCAGACGGAAGAAGUUGUUUGUUUGCACAAAUUUGGUAGUAGGCUAAGCCUACACACUUUAUUUUUGGUUUACAUUACUGUAUUUCACAUCUUAAUAUUUUAUUGUAUGCAUAUAAUUGUCAUUGUCUUAAAGCUGCUAAGCUGCUGUUUUGUUGAGAAUAGUUUGCACUUUACUUUACUACUUGAAAAAAGUUUCACAGUAAUAAGUGGUUACUGUGUGUUGUUGCACUGAAUAUUUUUAUUUCUGGGUGGUUGUUGUUAAAAUAGUGUUACUUAUUAUUUUAAUAUUUGCACAGGGACUUCAGGAAGUGCCCUGUCUUAGAGCUGCUAUUUUACUGUGUGUAAAAAAAAAAAGCACUGAAAGCAGUGAUUUUGAUUGUUUUCUUUUUCAGGUUUGAAAAUGCCAUAUCCAAUACCCUGUACCAUUUAAUUUGAUUUAAUU
Molecule: messenger RNA, 2068 nt
Organism: Cyprinus carpio (common carp)
Lineage: Eukaryota; Metazoa; Chordata; Actinopteri; Cypriniformes; Cyprinidae
Product: E3 SUMO-protein ligase ZBED1-like
Source: RefSeq, a predicted model, not a curated record